This is a messenger RNA of Bolinopsis microptera, 2612 nucleotides long. RefSeq names its product cysteine proteinase 6-like. The transcript has 10 exons. Gene Ontology annotation, molecular function: cysteine-type endopeptidase activity. NCBI's taxonomy places the organism in Eukaryota, Metazoa, Ctenophora, Tentaculata, Lobata, Bolinopsidae. The coding region runs from base 448 to 2367 and encodes 639 amino acids. The record is from RefSeq and is a predicted model, not a curated record. Gene Ontology annotation, cellular component: lysosome.
AAACGCAUCAGCUUGUCCAUUAUGUGCCGUGUCCAUUUGUAGCAGUGGUACACCAUUUGGCUAUUCAUUUAUCUUCCGUUUCGUUUUCGCUUCAAAAUUUAUUAUUCUUCAGUCACACCCUCUUUACCGCGGCUUAUAGUCUUCUAGACUUCCAUCCAUAUCAUACUAUUACUAAUAGUAAUAAUAUGGAAUACUGCGCCCGGCCCGAAAACUAAUUUAGUGAAAAUCUUGGAGCAAAAUUAAAACCGAGGCUAUUGUAACCUUGUUCGGCAAGUUGAUAAUCUAGCCGGGCACACUUGGGGCACAAAAUUAGAAUUCCGGGGGUACACUUAUUUUAACUUUCUUACACCAUACACUCGAACCGUGGUAUGAUGAGUUGCAGGUUUAGCUAUAAUCGUGCGUAAAUAGAUUCAUAAAUAGUCAAUAAAUAACAAACCCUCCUUUAAGAUGAUGAAGCUACUACCAGUACUGGUAUUCAGUGCUAUCAUAGCUGCCGCACUCUCCAAAGACAAAGACAUGCGAGGCUUGUACAGAGAGAUCCAGGCUAAAUACAUGGAUACGGUCCCGCUUGUCGCAUCCUCUCAGGCAGACUCGAAGCAACAUUUCGCUGAGUUUUGUGAGUAUGUCCGAGGAGUAGAGACAAACAACGCGGAGAAUCAGGAUGGUUUUCUUGCUGAGGUCAACAUGUUUGCUCUUAUGACUAAAGCAGAGAGGUACCAGUGGACUGGUCUGAACGCGUCAGAUAUCAUGGAGGAGCAGAAAAGAUCUCUGUCCAAGAGGAGGGGAGGUGCCGUGCCAGUUGCCAUCGAGAAGCGUCAAUCAUCUAGUGUUGAUUACACUAGCAAGUUGCCUCCAGUUAAGGGGCAAGGAAGUUGUGGGAGUUGCUGGACUUUUGGUGCUGUCGCAGCUCUGGAGUAUCAAGUCAACAGGAACAGUAACACGGUGAAGUCUCUAUCAGAGCAGCAGUAUCUGGACUGUGUGUACGAGGGAGUCCGUGACGGGUGUAAUGGCGGGUGGCCGACCCAGUGCUACGAUUGGACCAGAGAUAACGGCAACAUGAUCGCCAAAGAAGAGGACUACCCCUAUGUACAAAAAGAUGGAGUUUGUAGAGGUGCUGCCAAUGGUAUAAAGACAGGAAUCAAAGGGUACUCUCUCACUGGAAGUAGAUAUCUGGUUAAAGGAGAUAGUGCCAUGAUGACAGCUGUUGCUGAUGCCAACAUUGGGGUAAUCUCCAUCGCUUUCGGGGUUGUUGAUAACUUCUUCUCCUACAAGAGCGGUGUUUACACGGGAACAGGAUGUAGCUCCAUCAACCAUGCUAUGGACGUUGUAGGCUACGGUGUAGAAGGGGGCAAGAACUACUGGAAAGUCAGGAACAGCUGGGGAGCUGGUUGGGGAAAUGGUGGCUACGUGUUGGUGUCACGAGGAGGCAAUACCUGCGCAAUCUCCGACUAUGGCCACUAUCCUGUUGUAACAGGUUCUGAUCCUGAUGAUGGAGAGGACGAUGGUAGUAGUGAUGAUGAAGAUGAUGGAAGUGAUGAGGAUGACAAUGAGGAUGACAGUAAUGAUGGUGACGAUAUGAGUGCUCUCACAUGGAUACAGUUCAACCAAGGAAAAAGUGUCACCGUAUCGGUCUCCAAGAAUGACCCUGCCAAGUUUUACGUGAAAUAUCCCUGUGACGAAAGUGUCUGGUAUAAGAUCUAUUUGAAAACCAACACCGGAGCUUCUUUUGGUCACUUUGAGAUGUACAAGAAAACCUCCGCUACCAGUGAUCUCACCGGAAAUCUGUACUGCAAAAACGGUGGCGACAAGAGUUGGUGGGGCGGUGAGAAAACCGACUUCAACCUCAAGUGUGAUGCUGUGAAGUGCCGAGACGGAAUGAAAGUACUGAAAGUACAGAAAACCAACGAGUGCGUCAAGGUGAUGGAUGCAAGCAAUGAUGAAGUUCUCUGGAGCAAGAUGUUCGAUUCGACGGACGGAGACUGCGGGAUGGCAAUGGGCAGCGUCACCUCUCAAGUUUGGAACUACAAUGGCAACGAUCUGAAUCUGGCUGUCUCUAACAAGGAGGAAGAAGACGGUUCUGAUGAAGAUAAUGGUGACGAUGGUGAUGAUGGUGAUGAUGGUGAUGAUGGCGAAGAGAAAAAGGUAUGUAAAUGGGUAACAAGAACAGAACAGAAGAUGAAGCAAAAGAUUCAAGGACUAGAUAACAUGAAUAUGGCUGAUGCCAAAAAAGCUUGCGAGGCAUCGGAAGAAUGCAAUGCUAUUACCUGCAAGAAUGCCAACAAAUGUUGGUUGAACAAGAAACCCAAAGGAAAGGCAAACACAAAGUUUACUGGCUACAUCCUAAAAUGUAAAACGAAAUCUGUCUAGGUCUUCAUUUAACGAAUUCGCUUGAUAGACAACCCCAACGGACGAGAUUCUUCUCAGCUAAAAAGACAAAAUCAAUUUAACGCAUGUUCUUGUAGCUUUAAAAGCUAGUCCUUGAUCGACGACUAUCCAUUCAGCAGAAUCAAACUAUUUAAUUAUAAUAUAUAAUAUGCAUGAAUAUCAUUUUCUCAGAUCGAUUUUAUUCAACCCUGUUAAUUUUAGUUUUUAAUUGCCUUGAUCGCAGAUAA